This is a messenger RNA of Poeciliopsis prolifica (blackstripe livebearer), 2426 nucleotides long. Its product is annotated as gastrula zinc finger protein XlCGF57.1-like. The coding region runs from base 103 to 1734 and encodes 543 amino acids. The record is from RefSeq and is a predicted model, not a curated record. The transcript is spliced from 2 exons. Gene Ontology annotation, biological process: regulation of transcription by RNA polymerase II. Gene Ontology annotation, molecular function: RNA polymerase II cis-regulatory region sequence-specific DNA binding; DNA-binding transcription factor activity. NCBI's taxonomy places the organism in Eukaryota, Metazoa, Chordata, Actinopteri, Cyprinodontiformes, Poeciliidae.
AAUCUGUCGGAUUCCGUAUGAGUGUGAGCUUUUCGAUUUAAAGUGCAACCCUAUUUUCCUGUAAAGCCAGAGCAUUAGGGGCGCAAGAGGACCACGGUUACGAUGGAAAUCAUCACAUUUGGAGAACAAUCCAGCUUUGUUGAUUCCGUGAAGGAAGAAAGUGAAGGAAAUCAGCAACUGUGGGUGGUUAAAGACGAGAUUCCUGGUGUGAGCAGAUCCAGUUUGGACCAGCAGAACCUCACAUGUUCACAGGUGAAGACAGAGGAGGAGGAACAGUGGAUCAGUCAGGAAAUAGAUCAGCUUACUGUGAAGAAUGAAGAAGAGAAACCUCAGUUGCCUGAAGUUCAUCACAUCAAAAGUGAAGACAGCAGGGAGACAGAAGCUCCAACCAGCAGCUCAGCUGAACAGAUGAAAACAGAACCUGAUGGAGAGAUCAGUGGAGGACCAGAACCUGACAGAGAACCAGAUCCAAGUACUAAUUUACAGCCAAAUAUUGAGAAAAGGCAUUUAGUUUCUUCUGAGACUGAAGUCAGUGAUGAGGGUGAAGACGACAAUCUUCACCCUGGAUCUGAAAAUGAAGACAGUGAUGAAGAUUGGAGGGAACCCAGAACACAUCAGUCAAGUGUAAAGAGCAAAGCGGGACAUAAAGCUGCCAAGAAGGCCUUCAGCUGUCCUGACUGCGGUGAACAGUUUGUGAGGAAGCAGAUGUUCCAGAAACAUAUAGCAGGUCAUUCAGGAGAAACAUCUUCCAGCUGUUCAGUUGAGAAGAAUCACUCUAGAGGGAACAAAAACAGUGAUGCACAGACGAGACUCAAACCAGGAAGAAAAUCCUUUUCUUGUGACAAUUGUGGUAAAACCUUUAUAAAACUAGCUGCUCUUAAAUGUCAUUCCAGAACCCAUUGUGGUGAAAAAUCUGUUGUUUGCAUAGAUUGUGGUAAAAUCUUUCACUCCCGGGAUGAUUUUAAAUCUCACCGGAAACUGCACAAUGGAGAAAAACUCUUUGCCUGUGAUAAAUGUGGUAAAAGAUUUAGCCAGAAACAUACCCUUAAAAUUCACAUGACUUGCCACACUGGAGAGAAACCAUUUCAGUGUGAAUUGUGUGAUAAAAAGUUUACCUCAAAUGGAGGUCUGAAGACCCACAUGACCAUCCAUAAAGGAGUAAAACCAUUUGCGUGCAGCGACUGUGGCAGAUGCUUCAGACUGAAGAGUGAUCUAAAAAGCCACAAGACAACCCACUUAGACAUAAAAUCGUUUGGCUGUGGUUACUGUGGCGUUGGUUUUUCUCACAAAAGAAGUCUUCUCCAGCAUGUUAGACUCCACACUGGGAAGAACCUAUUGUCAUGUGAUAAAUGUGAUAAAAAGUUUGUCGGGAGAUAUUAUCUUCUAAGACAUAUGCGAGUUCAUCUAAAACGGGAAAAACCGGUGACUGGAAAGGGGAACUUUUCUUGUGAGGAAUGUGGGAAGAGGUUCCUCCAGGAGGCACAUGUAAAAAGCCACGUGGUGAGUCACACAGGAGAGAAACCAUUUAGCUGUGCUCAUUGUGGCGCCAAAUUCACCCACAAAAGAAGCAUGCUGCGGCAUGUUAGACUCCACACUGGGGAGAAUCUUCUGUCAUGUGAUAAAUGCGAUAAAAAGUUUGCCCGGAACUAUUAUCUUCUAAGACAUAUGCGGGUUCAUGCGAAAGAGGAGAAAGUGGAGACUGGAAAGGGUAACUUUGCUUGUAAGGAAUGGUGAAGAAGGCGUGUUAGCCAAAUAAUUGCAAGGUUAUUCACACAGGAGAGAAAACAUUGACCAGUGACCUUUGUUUGAAAAAGUUUGCAUGAGCAGAAGGCCAGAGGAUGACCAAAAUUAUUUCAGAAGCUCAGGACGGGGAUGCAUAUUUCUGCCCAAAACAGGCAGUGGACUGUAACUUUAUUUGGUCUUUUGUGUAAACUUGCUAUUUUUUAAUAAAUGCAGAAAGUGAUCAAUUUAUUGUUUCUAUAAUGCAUCUGAAGGACAAAAGGUGACAAAAAUGUUUAUUAGCAUUAAAUAAACUCCCCAAUUUUUAAAGUUGAUUUUACAUCAAACAUAUUUUGUUAAUAUUUCUUGCGCUAAAUGGAGGCCAUUUUCCAUAAAGCUAUAUUAUUUCUAUGCUUGGACAUAGCUUCUUCAGCAAUGACGUGUUGAGGUUUACCCUCCUUGUGGACGGUUUCAGUGUCUGUUUCCUGAACGCCAGUGCAGUCAGAAGUCUGCCCCUUGAAUGUGUAGUUCACUAAUGCAGACUGAGAGACAUUUAGAGGCUAAAUAAAAAACUUAGUGGGUAUUUGGAGUUAAUUCAGUAAUUCAUGUGGGAACACCAGGAAUUUUUAAUAUUUAAUUACUUUGCAGUUUUCUGAAACACUAAAUUUGGAGGUUUUGUAAUCUGUACGCUCAUCACAAGUACAAGA